AUGGCAGAUGCGCUGGGGGCUGCUAAGCCGUGCCUUCGUCAGAUCCUCGAGCAGAUGAUGCAAUCGGUCGCCUCAACCAAAGCCCAGGCAGCAUGGGGAGUGGCCACAGCUGCACUACUGUACCUGAACCUGAAGAGGAUCCCUUUUGUUUGGCAUUUUCGUGUGUUCAGCCACAUUUGGUGGCCCAAGAAUGGGCUUUUCGAGCACAAACCUGGAGCUAUCUUCCAGCCGGUAGUCACACCUUCUCGGGUUGCUCUGCUGGAGACCGACUACAAUUUGCACAAGUCAAAUAGCACCUACUUCUCUGAUCUUGAUGUUGCUAGGACGGACCUUCUCGCCGCCCUGAGAGCUCAAGCAAUUGACGGCGGUCUGUACAAGGAUUACAAGAGAGGUGUUCAAGUUCUGCUUGCAGGCACCUCCUGCACCUUCAAGAAGGAAAUCAAGCCUGGUGCUGCCUUUAACAUGCAAAGCAGAGUCCUCACCUGGGAUAAGAAGUGGGUGUACAUUGUAACCCAUUUUGUCGAGAAGCGGAAAGGGAGCAAGUCGCCCACCUACCAACCAUGGAAGGAAGUAGAUGAAGGCAAGACUGACCAGUCAUCGCCUCUUGUCUAUGCGGCAGCAAUCUCGAAAUGCGUUGUCAAAGCCGGUCGUCUCACUGUGCCACCGCAGAAGUUCUUCCAGGCGGCAGGAGUUCUUCCUUCGGUGGAUCAACCUGAAGGAUCCAUUGCAGACGUCACGCCAGAGUUGCGUCGCCAACGAGCGUCCAUCUAUACCCCAGCCUCGCGCUCUGCAGUCUUCGAUUCCAACAUAAAUCGCUGUCCGACAAUGCCGAACACCGUCUAUGUCAUUACUGGAACCAACAAAGGCAUCGGCCUUGGCCUAGUGAAGACCUUGUUAGCGAGACCAUCUACAACAGUUGUUGCCUCCGUUAGGAAUGAUGAAGCUGCUUCUUCACUGAAGUCCAGCGUCCGAGAUGUAAACAAGGGUAACGGCAGCGAGCUUUUUGUCAUGUUGCUUGACUUCAACAUCGCCCCUGAUAGCACUGCCGUCCGCAAAGCCUUCGAUACGGCGACUGGCGGCGCCGUCACCCGAAUCGAUGUUCUCAUUAGCAACGCCGCCGUAUCUACCACAGCAUCGCGCUCAGUCUUGACCACCGCCGAGGAACUAAGGAGUGCAUUCGAAAUCAACACCAUCGCACCCUUGAUGGUGUUUCAAGGUCUCUGGCCGCUCCUGGAAAGACCGCAGGAAGCAGACGGCCCCCCUGCGAAGUUCAUCGGAAUCACGUCAUCGCUUGGAUCCAUCGAAGAACAAGAGCCUCUUCCUGCUGGCGCUUAUGGUCCCAGUAAGGCUGCGCUUAACUGGUUGGUCAAAUCGUUGCAUAUACAACAUCCAGACUUGGUAAGCGUGGCUGUCCACCCCGGAUUUGUUCGAACGUCUAUGGGUGAAGAUGCCGCGAAGCAGUGGAACUUUGAUCUCAAUCGACUUGACACGAUUGAAAGCUCUGUUACUGGCGUUCUCGAGGUCAUCGACGGAGCGAGCCGUGAGUCCACGUCCGGAAAAUUGGUAACACAGACUGGCCAAUUGAUUGCAUGGUGA
Messenger RNA from Colletotrichum lupini, 1596 nucleotides. Its product is annotated as short-chain dehydrogenase/reductase family oxidoreductase. Bases 1 to 1596 code for a protein of 531 amino acids. NCBI's taxonomy places the organism in Eukaryota, Fungi, Ascomycota, Sordariomycetes, Glomerellales, Glomerellaceae. The transcript has 3 exons. The record is from RefSeq and is a predicted model, not a curated record.